Molecule: messenger RNA, 2466 nt
Organism: Melanotaenia boesemani (Boeseman's rainbowfish)
Lineage: Eukaryota; Metazoa; Chordata; Actinopteri; Atheriniformes; Melanotaeniidae
Gene: wasf3a
Product: WASP family member 3a
Exons: 9
Coding region: 296-1705 (469 amino acids)
Biological process (GO): positive regulation of Arp2/3 complex-mediated actin nucleation; actin cytoskeleton organization
Cellular component (GO): cytoskeleton; SCAR complex; lamellipodium
Molecular function (GO): Arp2/3 complex binding; protein kinase A regulatory subunit binding; actin binding
Source: RefSeq, a predicted model, not a curated record
UGCACUCUUCAGACAUGACUGUCCGUGUUCAACCUAGCAGGAAGUCAUCAUAUAGUCUCUGUUUUAAAUUAAACUUGCAUGCGUGCACGACUUUGACAGCCUCUUCUCUGUGUGCUGACGUGAAAGAGCGACGUACGUUGGCCAAACGGACAAACUGACCUACAGGAAACUCUGAGCCCACUUAAACCCGACCGUGGAACUGUCCGGUGCAGCCGCUGAUUGCAGGAUCUGGUGAGCUGCCAGCUGUGUCCUCUGCCCCACAGCAGGUGCAGCUGUCGAGAUGUGAGGAACAGUCAUGCCUCUUGUCAAGAGAAACAUUGAACCUCGGCACCUGUGCCAUGGUGCCGUGCCUGAUGGGAUUGGCAAUGAACUGGAAUGUGUAACCAACAACACACUGUCCGCCAUCAUUCGUCAGCUCAGUAGUCUGAGUAAACAGGCAGAAAAUGUUUUUGGGGAACUUUUCAAUGAGGCCAACACAUUUUAUGUGCGUGCAAACUCUCUCCAGGACCGGAUCGACCGCUUGGCGGUCAAAGUCACACAGCUGGACUCCAGCGUGGAAGAGGUCUCUCUUCAGGACAUAAACAUGAGAAAAGCAUUUAGAAGCUCUACUGUCCAAGACCAGCAGGUGUUAUCCAGGGGCAGCACUCCUAACUCUGUAGCUGACAUGUACAACAGCAGUGACAGGCCUCCCCCUCUCAGCAACCUCACAGCUUACAGAGAGGAUUCUAUUGAUGCGAUGAAAUUCUACUCUGACCCAUCGUACUUUUUUGACUUGUGGAAAGAGAAGAUGCUUCAGGACACUGAGGAUAAGAGAAAAGAAAGGCGAAGGCAAAGGGAACAGAAACGAUGUGUGGAGAGCAGCACGCUUCAGCGUGAGGUAAAGAAGGUGAGAAAGGCUCGAAACCGCAGACAAGAGUGGAACAUGAUGGCUUUUGAUAAAGAACUUCGUCCAGAUCAUCGCCAUCCACAGACUCUUCGACGGGGAGCAUCAUCAGAGGGCUCACUCUCACCGGAUGGCAGGCCUGACCUCCUGGACUACCCAAUCCCUCCGGUACCUACCCAAGCUGCUUGCAACUAUGCAAAAUCCCAUGAUUACAUCCCUGGAAAUGCACAUCCCUCACCACCUGUGGAGCAUGAAUACCACAGCAUUGAUGUCAACUAUAAGAGAGUGACCUACGCCCCAGUGGAAGCUCAUCCUGCAGACCGAAUAAAUGGUUCAGUACGUCUGCCUAAAGAUUAUAACUCGGCCCCUCCACCUCCUGCUUCUGGUCCUUCUAUUCCAUCAGCCCAGACAGCCUUUGGUUUUCCUCUGGGUCCGCUACCACCAGCAUCACAAAAUGGAGUUUUGCAUGUAGGCCCAGGGUACCCACUCCCACCAGUACCUCCUCUGGGGCCAUGUAUGGUCCCUCCUCCUCCAGGUCCCCCACCUCCACCUCUCCCUCCACCUUCUGGACCCUCACACAGGCCAGGACACAGUGAAGGCAGCAGAGCAGAAACUAAACCUGUAAGAGAUGCCAGAAGUGACCUGCUGUCUGCUAUCCGCAUGGGCAUCCAGCUAAAAAAAGUUCAAGAACAGCAAGAACAGCAGAACAAACGGGAGCCAGUGGGGAAUGACGUGGCCACCAUCCUUUCCCGACGCAUUGCAGUUGAAUACAGUGACUCGGAGGAUGACUCCGAGCUUGACGAGAAUGAAUGGUCAGAUUGACCAAACACACGAUUUCACAUCUGGCUGCAGUUUUGCUUUAGGAUGUCAUCGAAACACCUUAAGCAGAAUUGUGAAUCAUUCUGUUUGGCUCCAUCUAGUGUCGUCUAUAUGUUGACUCACUGUUGCACAUUGUAUAUUAUUUAUUUAUUCUUACACAUUAACAUUUAAUGUGGAAAUGCUACAACUGCACAGUUUGCACUAACAUACUAAAUCUUGUAAGUGUUCACAUCUACUGCACAGUUUGAAAACGGAUGAAUUGUAUGAUGUCAAUUAGUUUUUUUUAACCCCUGUUAAAUUGUGAGCCAUUAGUUUCUCUAACUCUGUCAUACUAACUUCAUUGUUCAAAUAAAAGUAUUCCCCUUGGUAUAAACUGACACAAUAAAUAGACUUUACCCAUGUGCAGCAGAAGUUCAAGCCUCAGGCCUUUUUAAUAGAAAACACUCUAAAAAAAAAAAAAAAAAAAAGCCUGCUAUGAAUAUUUCAUGCACUGAUUGGCUGAGCUCCAUGUGACUUAUUUAGUUUCAGUCUUAGUAUUGUGAACACUGGUUUCUUGUCACAACGUCUUGGGUAAGUGACUGCCUAGAACAGACCAAGACCAUUGUAAUUAUAUUACCAACACUUGUGCUUUUCCUACUAAGUCAAAAGUCAAAAUUAUGUACUGCAUUAAAAGUUUAUCAAGUGCAGCAUUAUAAUGCAACAUGUUUGUUGUUUUUUUUUUAUUAUAUAAUGUCAUCCCCCCUUAUAAACAACUCCCUAUAUCA